AUGCAGAGGCAAUGGACAAACGUACUGUUCGGCGAGACUGUCUUCAGUUUUUAUAAUAGCCCAUCGAGCGUUCUAGAAUAUGAAUCCAUGGGGUUCAUGGAAAAUCUUGAGGGUGAAUUCCCAUCAGCAGAGGAACUGGCAAAGAGUGGACUUGGCGCAAAGAAGGGUAAACAUUUGCAGGCAUUUUGGAAGGCUCAGUGCGCCUUUCGAGGCCUUGAUGUGAAUGGUAGCGUAGACGAACUUGUCGAUAGGCUUCGCACCAACGAGCAUAAACCAGUUUUCCCAGAGCUAGUGAAAAUGCAGAAGGAUCUUAGACAAAAGGCAGCAGAUGAGCUUGAGGGUGCAUGGAGGAAUAGGCUCACGGAUAGCGAAAAGUCAGAAGAAGACGUGAAGCGGUUUCUGCGAGAAACAUUCCCAAUUAAUUCGAACGAAGACAAAGCAGUUCUACUCAAGCUUCGACUCCGUCGUGAUCGGAGAGGGCCGCGCAAAGGGCCGCGCAAACAAUGGUUCAAACAGUUGCUCAGACAGUGGCGCAAAGAGCCGACUUUUGAUAAUUAUAUUCUUCCCCACGUCUCCGAAUCUGGCCUUGAUUAUGAAUACGUUCCUGGAUCAAGAUUCGAAGACCCACCGAAUAAAUGGCAAGACAUUAUGUUGAUGGUUGUAGGCAGGAGUCGAUCUACCAUCAGUGAAAAGUAA
Botrytis byssoidea is the source of this 696-nucleotide messenger RNA. RefSeq lists its product as uncharacterized. The record is from RefSeq and is a predicted model, not a curated record. The transcript has a single exon. NCBI's taxonomy places the organism in Eukaryota, Fungi, Ascomycota, Leotiomycetes, Helotiales, Sclerotiniaceae. Bases 1 to 696 code for a protein of 231 amino acids.